UACAUACCGGAAUAUUAUGAUGGAGGAGGAUAACAAAUUAAUAAUACCCAAUGUGGUAGUAGGAGAAGGACAAUUGUAUCAACCUAGCAGUUUGUGUGCAAAUUGCAGCUGAAGGAGGAUAACAAAUUAAUAAUACCCACAUGUUCUAUAGCAUACCCCAUUUUUUGUCAUGACAUGCAUAAAACUACCAAACCUCCAUUAUUGACCUUAACAGGUAACAUGAGAACAAUCACUUUCCUCUUCCUCUUCUAUCUGCAGUUGCCAUGCUCCUUUAAGUCCUGUUUGGCAAGAGAUUUCUUAAAUCCUGGCCAAAACAUAACUGGAACUACAAGUCUUGUUUCAGCUGGACAAAGAUUUGUAUUAGGCUUUUUUUCUCCUGCUGGAAACCCAACAGAGACUUACCUUGGAAUAUGGUACUACCAAUCACAGACCUUCUCAUCAGAACGGCCGACAGUGGUAUGGGUGGCCAAUAGAGACAAACCAAUCUUGAAUUCCCAUGUUGGACUGUUCCAAAUUGCAGGUGAUGGAAACCUUGUGGUCAAAGUCAAAGACGGCUCAUCAAGCAAGAGUUAUUACUGGUCCUCUGAACUUGAAGGGUCUUCAGCAAGAAACAGGACAGUGAAGCUAAUGGAUUCAGGGAACCUAGUAUUGUUCCAAAACGAUGAGAAUAUAUGGCAGAGUUUCCAACACCCCACAGACACGUUUCUUCCGGGUAUGAAAAUGGACACAAGCAUGGAACUAACUUGUUGGAGUGGUGACAGUGAUCCACGACCUGGGAACUUCACCUUCAAGAUCAUGGCUCAAACAGCAGGGGACAACCCUCGUUACAUAAUCUUGAAAAACAAUAAGCUCUAUUGGGAGAGUAGUGGACAAAACGGAGACUUGAAUCCAGAUUCAGAGUUUGAUGCUGUAGCUUACUUUUUGAGCAACUUCAGCUCUUCAACGAAACAAGGUAAUCUGAGUCCUACGAACUACGAGAACAAAAGGCUAUUGAUGAAUUCAACUGGGGAGCUUCAGUUUCGAACAAGAGACGGUUUCCAAGGUGAUUGGACCCUUUUCUGGAAAGCUCCACAGAGCUUCUGCGACUCAUACAAUGCUUGCGGCAACUUCUCCACCUGCAAAGACAACAACGGGGAGCGAUGCAAGUGUUUACCGGGAUUUAACCAAGUUAGCGGAAGUAACUAUUGUGCUAGAAAAUCAGCGGCAUCAUCGUGGUGUGGAGAAGGCAUAAGGUUCUUGAAUUUGGUGAUGGUGAAAGUGCGAAACCCUGAUAUAUAUUACACGGAAGCAAAUGAAAGUGAUUGCAAGAACAAGUGCCUUCAAAUGUGCCCCAAGUGCCAGGCCUACUCUUAUAGUGUUCCUCAGGACACUACAAGGCGUGACCUUAGUUUCUCUACUUGCAGGAUUUGGACACACGAUUUAAUUACACUCCAAGAAGGAUACUUUGGCCGUAAUCUCUCUGUCCGGGUAGAUAUAUCAGACAUAGAAGCAACUCCAAGAAGUUGUGAGCCUUGCGGAACAAACAUAGUCCCUUAUCCGUUGAGCACUGGACCCAAUUGUGGUGAUCCGUUGUACUUCACGUUCAGUUGCAACCGCUCAACAGGAGAGCUUAGUUUCGUACCUACUACGACAAGUGACGGUUACACAGUUAUUAGCAUUGACGCAGAUUCUAGAAAGUUCGUCAUCAAAGUCAGUUCUGCGGAAACUUAUUGUAAUCUGCAAACUCGUAACGAUAAAACUCUGCAAAUCCAUUUUCCGUUUAACGUGGCUAACGAGUGCCGCACAGAAGAUGAAGUAGAGGUUACUUGGCUACCACCUUCUGAACCCAUCUGCAAUGAAUCAGUGGAUUGCAAGGGUUGGAACCACUCAACUUGUGAAAAAACAGGAGAUUCUAAGAGGUGUCUUUGCAAUUCAAACUAUCGUUGGAAUAACGCUUCUCUUAAUUGUGAUAUUAACGUAGCCAUAGCCAUUCCUGGUGGUACAGAACAAAAGGUAAGAAAAGGAAACUCAAAAAGCCAAAAGUCUUUGAUUAUCGGAGUAACUCUUGGAAGUGUGCUUGUUCUGGCAUGUGCUGUAGUUUCUGCUUAUUUAUGUAGAAGGAAAAUAACUUACAACAAAGACAAGGAUAAAAUUCAGAGAAAUCGAGGGCGAUUUUAUGACAGUGAGAGACAUGUGAAGGAUUUGAUGGAGGUUGAAGGAUUUGAAGAAAAAGACCAUGAAGACAUAGAAGUACCAUACUUUGAUUUUGAGAGCAUACUAAUAGCAACAGAUAACUUCUCUGAUGCAAAUAAGCUUGGACGAGGUGGUUAUGGACCGGUCUACAAGGGUAGGCUUCAAGAUGAAAUUGUUGCAGUAAAACGGCUUUCAAGUAUUUCAUCACAAGGUUUACUUGAGUUUAAGAAUGAGGUUGUUUUGAUAGCCAAAUUACAGCAUCGAAAUCUUGUUAGGCUAAGAGGCUAUUGCAUCAAAGGAGAAGAAAAGAUUUUACUCUAUGAGUAUAUGCCUAACAAAAGCUUAGACUCAUUUAUUUUCGAUCCUAAACAAAGUGUACAUUUGGAUUGGCAAAUACGGUUUGACAUCAUUUUAGGAGUUGCACGAGGAAUAUUAUACCUUCAUCAAGACUCCAGACUAAGAGUAAUUCAUCGAGAUUUAAAAACUAGCAACAUUCUUUUGGAUAAAAUGAUGCAACCUAAAAUCUCAGAUUUUGGCUUGGCAAGAAUAGUAGGAGGCAAAGAAACUGAGACGAACACAGAGAGAGUAGUGGGUACUUAUGGAUAUAUGUCUCCUGAAUAUGCAUUAGAUGGAUUCUUUUCGACCAAAUCUGAUGUUUUCAGCUUUGGUGUAGUCUUACUAGAGAUUAUAAGUGGAAAAAAGAACACUGGAUUUUAUCAAUCCAGCCAAGUUCCAAGCCUUUUAGGCUACGCCUGGAAACUGUGGACAGAGAAUAAGUUGAUAGAUUUAAUGGACAUGAGUUUAGUAGAAAGUUGCAAUGAGAAUCAGUUUAUUAGGUGUGUACAUGUUGCACUCUUGUGUGUCCAAGAUGAACCAAGUGACCGACCAAGCAUGUCAAGUGUAGUGACCAUGCUCGAUAGUGAGACUUCAACCCUUCCAACCCCAAAACAACCAACAUUUUUUGCCAGUAGAGGCCAACCCACAACUUCUUCCAGUAAAUCAACAGAAAUAAAUAUGCAAUUUGAGAGUACCACUCAUUAUCAGGAAGGUCGAUAGAGUAAGAAGGCUCAAGGCAUCAAAUGAUAUGUUUUUGCUUCUUCCUUGGAUCUGAAGCUGCUUUCUAAAGCGCUUGGUUCAUUUUUAUUGCAUUUCUUUGCAGCAAGUCCUAACCUCCAAAUUGAUCAAUGUUUCACGUAACUAUUGCCUUGCUAAGGCCUAAGGGGUGCAUUUUUAGUCAAAUUGUAUUGAGACUUCACAGGGUAAAACAAGAAGAAAACAAGGUCUAUGCA
This is a messenger RNA of Arachis stenosperma, 3461 nucleotides long. RefSeq names its product G-type lectin S-receptor-like serine/threonine-protein kinase At4g03230. The transcript has 8 exons. The record is from RefSeq and is a predicted model, not a curated record. Bases 175 to 3228 code for a protein of 1017 amino acids. NCBI's taxonomy places the organism in Eukaryota, Viridiplantae, Streptophyta, Magnoliopsida, Fabales, Fabaceae. Gene Ontology annotation, molecular function: protein serine/threonine kinase activity; ATP binding. Gene Ontology annotation, biological process: protein phosphorylation; recognition of pollen.